This is a messenger RNA of Pungitius pungitius (ninespine stickleback), 914 nucleotides long. It is a transcript of the gene ponzr2, whose product is annotated as plac8 onzin related protein 2. The record is from RefSeq and is a predicted model, not a curated record. The transcript has 4 exons. Lineage: Eukaryota; Metazoa; Chordata; Actinopteri; Perciformes; Gasterosteidae. Bases 137 to 523 code for a protein of 128 amino acids.
UUUGUUCUCACGGGCUUCUGUUGUCUGCAGGUAUUUUUUGGGAGCGGGCGCGGGGAAGACGGCACUCCGGCGCACGACCCAGCUGUGACAGGACGUCAGACUCGGAGCUCUCCCAUCGCACAAACCAGAAGCAGCGAUGACGUCCAAGAUGGUAAUCAGGCAGCCUCAGCCUACGAUGAUUAUUCAAGACUCUGAUGAGUGGGGGUCCGAUAUAUGUGACUGCACUCAAGAUGUGCCAGAGUGUUGUUUCGCCUUCUGGUGCCUUCCCUGCUUCGCCUGUUCGAUCAGCAAGAAAUACGGGCAGUGCCUCUGUCUCCCCCUGCUGGACUACUUUGGCGGCAUCAUCUCUCCCGUCACCAUGUCCAUGAGGGUCUCCAUGCGGGAGCGCUACGGCAUCAAGGACACCAUGUGCAAGGACUGCGUGUACUCCACCUUCUGUGUUCCCUGCAGCUGGUGUCAGAUGUCCAGAGAGAUGAAGAGAAGAAAAAUCCCCAUUGUGCUGAUCAGCUCAAAGGCCACAUAGCCUGUCUCCUGUCGGCACAUCGCAACCAGGGCUGCCGCUUAAUCGAAUACACUGCCACCUGCUUUGACUGUAACUUUUCAUAACUCUGGACUGAAGACCUUUGGGGGAGAAUAAUGGUCAACCAAAGCUAAAAGAGAGUGAACAAUACAUGUGCCAAAAUGUGUUGACAGUAACUAUCUGAUGGUUAUCCUAAAUACCUCCCAGCAUCUGCUAUUACGUCCUUCCCUUGUCUUUCCAACUGAGAAUAAAACUGUUACUUUUAGGAAAAGCGUUUAUUGAUUAGCAGCUGUUUUGUAGUCAGCAAGUUCUGAAAGGUACAUUUGUUAAUUGAAAUGUAUGAAAUUAAAAUAAACCCAUAUAACCGUUCACGUCUAGUACUGAUGUAAUGCCU